Lacerta agilis (Sand lizard) is the source of this 2781-nucleotide messenger RNA. It is a transcript of the gene GPRIN1, whose product is annotated as G protein regulated inducer of neurite outgrowth 1. Gene Ontology annotation, biological process: neuron projection development. Bases 231 to 1994 code for a protein of 587 amino acids. The record is from RefSeq and is a predicted model, not a curated record. Gene Ontology annotation, cellular component: plasma membrane. Lineage: Eukaryota; Metazoa; Chordata; Lepidosauria; Squamata; Lacertidae. The transcript is spliced from 2 exons.
GCCUGAGCAGGCAGGCAGCCUUCCUCCCGCUCCCUCCCUCCCCGACAUCAGAUGCCUGGCUGGUUCCCACACGCAUGCUCCGAGCGGCACUUUCUCGUCGCCAGCAGCGCCCGGAGCAGCGGCGCAGGGCGAGCUGCGGCGCCUUUUCCGCACCCCGGGGCAGCGCAUGACUCCAGCAGAGUCCUCCAAGAGAGGUGCAUGGAAUAGCAUGGCAGAAGUUUCAUCUCGAGAUGGGCAGUGCUAAGCAGCCAGAGGCGUUGCAGUUGUUGAAACAAGAUGCAGUUCCAGAAGAUGUUCCCCAGCCCAGCAGCCGCUUACCUUGCAGUCAGGAGAAAGACAGCUGUCUCCAACACACCCAAUGUGACGGAGGAGAUCUCACCAUGAGGAACUGCUGUGUGAAUGACCUUGGCACCAAAGACGGCAGCCAAGAAGACACCAUGGUGGACAACCCAGACCAGAAGGAGGAGGCGCCAGCUGUAGCCACAAAGCCUUCCGUGGAAGUAGUCACUGCCACAGGUACCGUGGCUCUGAAAGAUGCAACAGCUGGAGGAACCACCUUGGAAGAGGACGGGGAACGAGCAGCCCAUCAUGACUUGCGGCACAACAGCAAGCAGGGCUCAAGCUGCAGGGAUCUUCCCAGUAGCUUAUCCAAUACCUGCAACCCUCUGGAAAGUAAAGCUGUUCCUGGAGAUGCCGGUACGCAUCUCCCGGCAGAGCCCUGCCUAAAGGGAAUCAACAAGGACCCUUCCAGUGCACCAGCCUCCCUGAAACAUGUGGCAUUUCUUGAACCAACCAAAAAAACCGCUGAGGCUGAAAGCAUCCAAGCAGGAACAGCACAUUCUGAGGGGGGUGCUGCCCUUCCCACGUGCCUGAAAAACACAAGCCAAGGACAGCCAGGUGCCUCCAAGGGAGAUAUAUCACACUUCAGCAGUGAUGUCUGUGAAGCAGCGGACCACUUGAGUGAAAGACACGGAGGUCCCCUCGCAUCAGAACCUCCCAAGGAGUCUACUCAAGACCCCUCGGCAGCUGAAGCCACAUCAGGGAAGUCAAGCAGACCAGCGACAGAAACUGACCAGUUGGGGGACCACAGCAGGGAAGUGAGGUUCCCUGCUCCGGAAGCUAACACAGCUGGGAACUCCAGUAGAGUGCCAGGAAAGCCUGUGUCUGCCGUUCCUCAUGAAGCCAAGGGCACAUCAGGUGAGUCACAAACAACCCCAGGUGAAGCCACCAAGGAGGCAGAAGGGCUCAGAGAAGUGACACCCUCUGAGUCCAAUGGUCAAAACCAUGCUCAGGAACAACAAACGCCAGAAAUGACCAGUGUGGCUGUGAGUGAGGAGCGCACAACAGACGUCGAGAAGAGGUCUGUCGAACUUCUCACCCAAACCUGCUCACUUGAGGUCACUCCCCCCCAGCACGACGCUGGGACUCAAGUUGACAAUCGUGUGUCUUUGGUGUCGGUGGCCGUCAGCCCCAUCAACCCGCCUGACGGCUCCUCGGCUUUCACUUUCCACACAAGAGGCUUGGGGGCCUCCUCUCUGAAGAGCCCCGGGCCGGAGCAGAAGCCAGCCAAGAGAGAUGCAGAGAUGCAGGUGUCCAUCCCAGUGGAGACCAGGUCCGUGGCCACGGGGCCCAUGACUCCCGUGACCAAAUCCCCCCAAGCAUCCUACCCUGAGGUGCACGUGAAAGGGGCCCAGGAGGAGGCACCCGAGCCAGUGCGGGAGGUCAGCUGGGACGAGAAGGGCAUGACAUGGGAAGUGUACGGCGCCUCCAUGGAGGUGGAGGUGCUGGGCAUGGCGAUCCAGAAGCACCUGGAGAAGCAGAUUGAAGAGCAUGGACGGCAAAUGGUGAUGACACCUCAGAGCACCCGUGCCAGCUCCAUCAAGGGGGCUCCCCCCAAGGGGGAGGUCAAGAGGCAGCCCAGCGUCUUCAGGGCACUCCUGCAGAAUGUGCGGCGGCCCCGCUGCUGCUCCCGAGGAGGACCCACUGUGGAGUGAAGGGGCCCCCUAGGGUUUUCUUAUAGCAGUUGGAACGUGCAAAUGUUACGUAGUUUCUCAGGCAAUGUGUGGGACGGUCCCUUUUGAAUCUCUCGAGUCCCCAGGGUUACGGCGCUCAACACCCCUGACGUCUCCUGGAAAUGCAGGCCUAACCCUAUAUAUGACAAGCAAAUAGCACCUUGCCCAGUUCUGAAGCACCUGACAUGUCUCAGCCAGCAGCUCUUACACUGCCACGCACGCUUGGCAGUGCUGCUUUGCAUCCUGGGACAUGUAGUCUUCACAGUGCCAAGCUCAGAUGAUUAUAUGCAGGGCUCUCAGCAACCUGUCUGUUUGGUACAGACUGGAGACGGCUCUCAGACAUUUUGAAGACAGAUGUUUGGGAAAGCCUGGUGUAGUGUUUGUGGAGAUCACUGUACUAGCAGUAUCCUAUCUUGGGUCUAGAAUGGAUUAGUAGUAGGGGCUGCCAGAUCACAGCUUUCAGAGAACAUAUGCAUAGUUCGGGAUUCCCCCCCUCCCAGUGCCAAUAGGUUAAGAAACAGUCUGAAAUCUUCACAAUUAUCUCUAGAUGUACAGUAUAUGUUUUAACUUAGGGGCAGCAGCAUGGUGGCAUUCUGAAGGUGAUUUUGGCUGAAUGAUCAUGUGUCAGGUCUUGAGAAAGCCAUCCAGUUGAACAACUUUAAACAAAAUAAGCAAGUUCGCCUAAUAUUGUUCAGUUGCAUAAUUUUACGGUGCCCACAGAACUUGAGUGUUCUUGCUGUGGAGAUUGAUCAUUUACAUUGCACAGAAU